Molecule: messenger RNA, 1593 nt
Organism: Corythoichthys intestinalis (scribbled pipefish)
Lineage: Eukaryota; Metazoa; Chordata; Actinopteri; Syngnathiformes; Syngnathidae
Gene: abitram
Product: actin binding transcription modulator
Exons: 6
Coding region: 440-991 (183 amino acids)
Biological process (GO): regulation of actin filament polymerization; dendrite morphogenesis; regulation of filopodium assembly
Cellular component (GO): filopodium tip; nucleus; dendrite
Molecular function (GO): actin monomer binding; actin filament binding
Source: RefSeq, a predicted model, not a curated record
CGCUCCUAAAACAAGGCAAAGAAAUAUGCCGUAAAAUUGAAUUUAGUUGACUAAUUCUUUAUUCUUGUGGUGAAAAAAUGUUAUCAAGGCACAUGGAGUACAGCAGAGUACAACAAAUAUUAUGUUAGCAUACCUAUCCCGGCGUUCUCUUUUCUCUCCAACCUAAGAGAUUAUUAUGGCUUUAAAAUGGAAAUAUUGAUAAACAGGUAAACUACCUAGCGUUUGCAAACCUCGUUUAGUUGCUUCUAUGUUUUACACGCAACGUUUAUGCGGCGGAACUCUUAAACACGAACCAUUUGCUAUACGUCUCUUUUAAGCGUGGGACAAUCUUCUUGCGUCACACUGCUUCCGUUCCGACAAGCAACAAAGUUUCAUUUUCAAACACAAGCAACGUUUGCGCUCGUAUUUCUUUAUUAAUCUAUUUGGAAAAAAACUUUUAAUGGACGACGAAGAGGAGCAAAAAGCCGCUGCGCCUUCGGUGGUUGAUCGUUACUACACACGAUGGUACAGAGCCGAUAUGAAGGGCAAGCCCUGUGAGGACCACUGCAUCCUUCAGCAUUCGAACAGGAUAUGCGUCAUCACCUUGGCUGAGACUCACCCGCUGCUAAAGAAAGGACGGACCAUCUCAAAGAUUGAUUACCAAAUUAGUAAUGGCUGCAGCCGCUUGAACAAUAAAGUAUCCGGAAAGUCCAAGCGGGGAGGUCAGUUCCUUACUGAAUUUGCCCCACUGUGCCGGAUAACGUGCACGGAUCAAACUGAAUUCACCGUCUACAGCUGUAUCAGGGGACGUCUUCUGGAGGUCAACGAGAAUAUUCUUCAAAGGCCCGCUCUAUUACAGGAGAAGCCAUCCACAGACGGAUACAUCGCAGUCAUCUUACCCAAGUUUGAAGAGAGCAAAAGCAUCACGGAGAACCUUCUGAACAGACGCGACUUUGAAAAGCUCCUCGCCAAACGGGACGGCACGCAGACGGUGGCAUCGCAACCGUCGUGAAGAAGGCUGGCGAGAAACUAAUGAAAUUGUAAAAGAGUUGCGCUAUGCUACGCCUUCAGUCACGUAGACGCCACUUCAGAGUAUGGUUGUUUAGUAGAACUCUGACCUUGUGGGCUUGAUUUCUAUCCACUUUUGAGGCACGUAUUGAAAUGGGCAAAAUGGCUAUGGCUUUUCUAGAAUGCAUUCUUAAUUGUGGCUCUAAUCAUGGAAGCUUUAGCAAUUUAAGUUAUGGCGCACAGUCAAUGGGAAACAAGGUGUUUCCCAAUUUUAUGUUCAACAUUUGUAAGAGUUUGUUUUCAAAGUUUUUUUUGGGAGGGGGGGGGCAAUAUGACAGACUUCUGGGUCUUUUCGGAUAGCUUUUCCCCCCCCUUUCUAUGUCAUCAUAAAGCCUAUGAAAUUUUAUUUUGCUCACUUAAACUCAUUUCUGGGGCCACAUUUUCCCAAGGAAAACUUUGACAAAACAAUGACCUUCUAAAGGUUGUGUAUAGUGAAAAAGUUUUGUAUUUCAAGGCUUAUUUAUGGAUUAGUUUUUGGUCAACAAAAAAAUCAUGUUUCAUUUUGUACAUAUCAUUUAAAAAUAAUCAACAGUGAUUUAAUAAAAA